Messenger RNA from Meira miltonrushii, 978 nucleotides. RefSeq lists its product as uncharacterized. The coding region runs from base 450 to 695 and encodes 81 amino acids. The transcript has a single exon. NCBI's taxonomy places the organism in Eukaryota, Fungi, Basidiomycota, Exobasidiomycetes, Exobasidiales, Brachybasidiaceae. The record is from RefSeq and is a predicted model, not a curated record.
UGUUUAUCUAAUUAAAGGGAGUGGCUGUGAUAUCGAUCUUUCAUUAGGUCACGUUCCGCUUAGAAGAGUUAGAAGGACAAAAAUGGCACUAAGAUUCCCAUUGGAUUCAAAAGACUGACCGAAUCGAAAUUGUCAUAACUGAGGUGAUGCUUUUGUAAAUGCACGCUCUGCACCUUUCGAAUGACAAAGCAGCAAAACUGGCAGAACGCAUCAAGUCGCACAGCAACGCUCGGGUAUGCGGUCCACAAAUAGCAGCAUACCCUCCACUUUCAAUUUUAUCACAGAGAAACGGUGAUAGUACAAUCAAUUGGAGGCAAUAGUACGGAAAGAAAUUGAUACUAAUACAGUGUAGAAUUACUAUCUCUUAGAAAGAAAAUUGUAAGUAAAAGGUGGUUUGUUGUUAAUAGGGAACGCGUAGGAGUGCAGCGUUACUGCCUUGGAAAUUCUAAAUGCGUCCGGCCUCAUUAUUUGACUUUGUUUCUCGGUUCUUAUUCGUAUUCUGUGCAUUUAGAGAUCUAUUGAACGGCAAAUCACUUUGUCCGUCUUCCACAUCGUUGUCUUUUCUGUCGCGAAUUCCAUCACGUAUGGGCCAUAUCAACAAACGAUUGUAUGGUCUUCAUGCUCUGCGCCCUGUACUUGCGUUCUACAGUGAAGCAUUGCGUGAUUUUGAUGUCGAUUCCGAAUUUCUGCUGUAGCAGGGGUUUUGUCUGACGUUUAUAAGUGUAUAGUUGUCGCUAAAGAUACGAAGUGAACAAUUCUCCGGGAUGCAGGAGAUUUGCGAAACAUCUUGCUGUAACGUGGGGUGCUGGUUGUGAGAUGUAUGUAUAGCAGGAUCUAUUUGUGUCCUAUGGAAUAUCGCGGAAGAUGCAUGAUCGGUAUUGCUUGGAGUGCGUUACAAUAAGCGUAAGGAAGAGUCUGACAUGCUGCAGAUGCUGCCGAUUAAAAUGACCUUUUGGACGGAGAUAAGAACUAGGACAA